CUGGCAUGCAAAGGUGAUGUAUUUAAUAUUCUGUCAUUUCUCUGAUUUUUCUUGACCAGAAAAAUCGGGAGAAUCGUGAUCUGCAUUUUGUGUUGUGUGCUAAUUCGUGUGUCGUGUGCGGAAUUGAAAACUCCAUUAGAAUUUAAUAUUAAAAUAGAGAAGCACGAUGGAGGGGAUGAUUGAGCAUUGCAGAAGAUAAAAUUCCAAAUGCGAUGACUUUCAACAACUCCGCAGGAUAUUCUGCAAUUGGGGCAGGAGGUGCUGGAUCUGCUCCUGGUUUGUGGAAGCGUCUGAAGCAUGUGAAGAUCUAUCGAGUUGUCUUCAUUGUAUCCUUUGUGCUCAUCUCUGUGGCACUCAUCACACACCUCUACGUGGUCAAUGUGGAAUCUGAGGAGAAUGGCAAAAAUGUUUACAAAUCCCGCUCACAGCUGGAGGCUUUUGAGGAUUUUAGCUCCCUCAAGGCGGCUGACUUGAAGUUGCGCAUCGAUGAGAUGAUGCGAAUAAAGGGUACGGUAUCGGUGGAGCUGCGGGAGUUGGAAUCCCGGAGGCAGAAGCUUCAGUUUGAUAUUAGUUCCUACAAUCAGAGAAUUGAUGAGCUGAAGCAGGAGAUGUCUCGGCAGCAAACAGAGCUAGAUCGUCUCAAGAUAUCCGUGGAACAGGCACAGGUGGCACAGCAGGAGGCAGUUUUGCGAAAUACCCCUGAGCUUGCACUGCCCAAACCUCUGUUUCCUGCUCAGCUGCCACCAACAAUGCCACCAUUGGAUGCUAAUGAGGCUUCCCGGUGCCAGAUGAGCACAUGCUUCGAUCAUUCACGCUGCAGCCUAACUUCGGGAUUCCCAAUCUAUCUCUACGACCCAGAUCAGUAUCCAGUCGUGGGUACGGGGUUCGAUGUAGAUGGCUUCCUCAAAACAACCAUUAAACAGACACUCGGCUACAAUACGCACCUCACAGAUGACCCAAAGGCAGCUUGUAUCUUCCUCGUACUCACCGGGGAAUCACUUCCGGAACACGAAACAGUCCGGAAUAAUCGCUACACACUCCCUGUUGUUCCUGAGUUGCGCAAUGUUACAGGAUUGAGUGCUGCAAAGCUUCAGAAGCUACCCUAUUGGGGUGGUGAUGGGCGGAAUCAUAUUCUUUUGAAUUUUGCACGACGUGACCUCACUCCAACUUCCGGUCUUGCCGUGAAAACAGUCGAUACUGGACGUGCAAUGAUUGUUCAGUCAACCUUCGAAGCUAGUCAAUUUCGUCAAGGCUUUGACCUGCUAAUCCCACCAAUUCUUGGUCCACCCGGUGGGGAUGUUUGGCAGGAAUGUGCUCCAAUGCUUCCGGCUCGGCGGAAGUACCUCAUGUCGUUCCAAGGUGAACUAAAGGUUCAGAACACAUCGAAGAGCAUUGAUAGGGAAGCUGAGGCACUUGAUGAUUUCAUUGUGGAACAUCUCACGGAGAUGGCAUCCGGAAGGACCCAGGAUAAGUUCCUUCUGCAGUUUCAGUGUAUUCCAGCAACUGAACAGAAAUUCCUUUCACCUUUCCGUGAUUGGUCACUCUGUGGGACGGAUUCAUCGCGACGAAGUGUCCUGAAAGAAUCCACAUUUGCCCUUAUUCUCGCUCCUGAGCGUCACAUUGUCUCAUCGACGUAUCUUCAGGCGCGCUUGUAUGAGGCUCUACGCUCUGGGGCAAUCCCGGUAAUUCUGGGUGGGGAUCAAGUGCACCUUCCGUAUGCGGAGACAUUGGAUUGGCGUCGAGCAAUGAUCCUUCUUCCACGGGCAAGGAUAACUGAGCUGCAUUUCCUACUGAGAGCAGUUCCAGACACAGAUUUGCUUUUUAUGCGACGCCAGGGAAGAUUAUUCUGGGAAAGGUACUUCAGUUCCGUGCAAGCAACAGUGGAUACCAUUGUGACGAGUUUGAGGGAUCGUCUGGGCAUUCCGCCACGUCCUAUUCAAAAUAUCGUGGCUCAGAGUGUCUUCAAUGGGACAUUUGUGCCACUAAAAUCUGACCCACCGGUGCUGGAUGCUGAACCAGAAGAAUCUCUGGGGCCAAUUGAACCACCCUAUCCGAGUCCAGCUUUCCGGAGGAACUACACAGCCCUCCUUGUGCAAUCACGUGAAGCUUGGAAUGACUGGGGGGAUCCCUUCUUCCUCUACCCUCAGCUGCCUUUUGAUCCUGUCCUACCGUCCGAUGCUAAGUUUAUUGGGAGUCACAUGGGCUUCCGGCCGAUUGGGCAUGGUGUUGGUGGAGCUGGGAAGGAGUUUGGUGAAGCUCUGGGUGGGAAUCAUCCACGGGAACAGUUUACAAUUGUCAUGCUCACGUAUGAGCGGGAACAGGUGCUAAUGGACUCUCUGGGGCGCCUCUAUGGGUUGCCGUAUCUGCACAAAGUGGUUGUUGUGUGGAAUUCCCCAAAGCCUCCGCUCGAGGAUCUCCGGUGGCCUGAUAUUGGGGUUCCGGUGUCUGUUGUGCGGGCUCCUCGGAAUUCCCUCAAUAAUCGCUUCCUGCCGUUCGAUGUGAUCGAAACGGAGGCAGUUCUCUCAAUUGAUGACGAUGCCCAUCUGCGUCACGAUGAGAUUCUCUUUGGAUUCCGUGUGUGGCGUGAGCACAGGGAUCGUAUUGUUGGAUUUCCAGGACGCUUCCAUGCGUGGGACGUUAAUUCAAAUUCCGCGUGGAAUUACAACUCAAACUACACCUGUGAGCUCAGUAUGGUGCUCACGGGAGCUGCCUUUGUUCACAAAUACUACACAUACCUCUACACCUACUGGAUGCCUCAGGCAAUCCGUGACAAGGUGGAUGAGUACAUGAACUGCGAGGACAUAGCAAUGAACUUCCUCGUAUCCCACGUAACGCGGCAGCCACCAGUCAAGGUUACGUCACGAUGGACAUUCCGAUGCCCCGGCUGUCCUGUUUCGCUAAGCGAGGACGACACGCACUUCCAGGAGCGGCACAAGUGCAUAAACUUCUUUACGCGCGUCUUUGGGUACACGCCGCUCCUCAACACUCAAUAUCGUGCAGAUUCAAUUCUCUUCAAGACACGAAUCCCGCACGAUAAGCAAAAGUGCUUCAAGUUCAUCUGAAUACACCCAAAGAUAAGUGAUCAUCUCCUAAUGAAUCCUCAUACCUUUAUGCGUGCCAUAGUGAUUUUAUUUUUCACAAUGGAUGAGAUUUUUUUCUUCUGCGCCAUCGAGGGAAGAAUUGCAGCUUCCGGGAGUUUUUUUUUAAACUGUUUAUUCUAUACAUCUAUGCAAAGGAAAUCCAAUGGAUGUUCCAACAUGAAAGCUUUCUGUAACUAUAUAUAGAACGAUUUUAUUUGUAUGACGUAGAAAUUUUACGUAAACUGUAUGAUAAGAAUAAAAUAUUUAAAACAUAAGAAAA
Molecule: messenger RNA, 3360 nt
Organism: Lutzomyia longipalpis
Lineage: Eukaryota; Metazoa; Arthropoda; Insecta; Diptera; Psychodidae
Gene: botv
Product: exostosin-3
Exons: 3
Coding region: 213-3062 (949 amino acids)
Cellular component (GO): membrane
Molecular function (GO): glycosyltransferase activity
Source: RefSeq, a predicted model, not a curated record